AUGUCUGCCAUAAUAGUGGAUACGUCGUGGUCGCCGUGUACGGAAGCAAAUCAGUAGAAGCAGGAAUUCAAAGGCUCAGUGUUCUAUGCAAUAGUGAAUGUAGCAAAGAAAAAAGAAUAUACAUAUAUAUGUAUGUAUACAUAUAUGUACACAUAUAUCUAAGGAAAAAGAAAAGAAUGUACAAAAUGCACCAAAAGUAGUGAAAAGCUUUGAGGAAAUCGUCUUGUUUUUCUACAAAAUUUUGCACAAUUUUACGCGAAACCUUCAGAGAAUGUCUAAAAAAUGUAUGUAAAAUCGGAAACGAAAUAUGUAUGUUUAAAACGAAAAUCGCCACAAAGUGCUCGAAUAUAGAGCGGAAAAUAGUGUGAGCAAAAUUGCAUAAGGGAUUUUCAGUCAAAGCCAAAAAGGAAAGUGUGUCGGUGCAUGUACAAUAAGAGAAAUGCUUAAAGGAAGCCAAAUUAGAUGUGAAAGUUAAAAAAUAGUGUGAAUAAAUCUAUAAUACAACAAGAAGCUUUAAUAAAGUGAAAUUACAACGCCGAAAACUUGUAUACGUAAAUGUAUUUGUUGUAAUUUGUAGUGAUGCGCUAUUGUGAUAAGAUUUUUCCCCAACCCUAAGCACAAAAAGAAUAAAAAAAAAAUCAAAACAAAAAAAGCACAGACGAAAGUAUUACCCACAACAAAAAGAAAAAAUAUAUAUACAUACAUAUAUAUUUAGUGUAGCAGUUACUUACUAGACUUUAACGGUAACUUUUUUACUAAUUGGUCACUCCGUGAAGAACGAAAACCGAUUUCCAAACUCCUGUACAGAAAAGUAGUUUUCGACUUGUGUUCAUUUUUGGAAUUCGCUAAACUUUCGAAUAUGUUUUUGAGAAAAUUGUGAUUUUGGAGCAACUCCAGUGAGUUAAAAGACCAAAAAACCCACAACAAAAAGCGUAAAAGCAACCAUAAAACCACAACCCAAUCCCCGAAAGCACAAUCUAAAUCUCUAAGAAAAAAAUCAUCCUGUCAAAUCUUUGCUGCACUGCCAACUAAUUGCGAAAAAUGAUUUUAAACUCCAGAGAAUUUCCACAAAUCCGUGUACGUUAAAAGCAAAGGGAAAGUGAAGUCCAUACGUAAAACAGCUUAAAUCCAAAUCCUCUAAGUUCAAAAUAGCAACUGCAAAGCGUACACAGAACAAUGGGUGUGACGGUGUUGCACAGUAAAAUACGUGAAAAUUCGUUUUUAUUGCCACAAACAAUAUCGAACAGUCAAAUGCGUUUAAUAGUCGUAGCAAUUCAAUAAUUUAUCCUGAGAAUUUAAAUAAAUGAACUGUGAUUAUGAGUUCCACAAAAUCGCAAGUAGCAGUCGCUACAAAUAUUCCAAGUCUAUCAUCAUCAUCACAAACUCAAAAAGAGUACAGCACUGAAGAGUCUCUGGGUCGACAAAAUAGUUUUGGCAAUAACCGCAGAGGUAACAUGAAGGGUAAGCAUUUGACGCGCAGCCACGCCAUGCGUGAGGCCACAUCGCCACCGCGCACUCCAACACCUCGUGCCGAGCACGGACAGGUGUCACCGAACGGUCAAUCCUCUAACAAUUACCAGCAGCAGCAUCAUCAUCAAGCGCAGCAGCAACAGCAUAUGGAUGGCAAUGAGAAUGCACACUGUAAUAAUAGCAAUGGCAGCAAUAAUAAUAACAACAACAACAACAGCAACAAAUUGCAUGCACAAUCAAAUGUGGCGCGUGGCAAUUCACCGAUCAUCGAAGCGCCUGCCGUCAUAGUGACCAGCCAGCAUAGUCAGCAGCAACAGCAACAGCAACAACAACAACCGAACGUUGCGCUCUGCAAUGAAGCUGAGUUCCCCAAACUGACACCGCCGAAGUCGACUAAAGGUGGUCUCGGCGGUGGAGGCGCUGGCCAAAGAAACAGCAAUAAUAACAACAGCAACAACAAUAGCAAUAAUAGCAACGGUGUAACCGAUGGCAACAACAAACUGGAAUAUAACAACAAUAAUGGAAGAAAAAUUGCAAACAGCAAUGGCGGCGGCGGUGGGUGUGGCGGUGGCGCGACCAACUAUGAUUCAACCAAGAGUGCAGCCACAAAUAAUAAUAACAAUAGCAACAACAAACAUCAGCAAUACAAUGCAAGCAACGCACUUCAUCAGGCGCUGAGCGUUGGCGAGAGCGCGGCGCGUGGCGGUGGCAGCGGUGGUGGCGGCGGAGCUGGCGCAACGCUACACAAUUCCGGCAUGAACUAUCAGCUGAACGCCAACGACAGCCCACAGCAGUCGCAUCACCAGAUCGCCUACGACAAGGAAAAUCGUUGCCCACGCAAUGACAGCCAGAAUAGCAGCAUGUCGAAUAUGCACGAUGACGAUGCGCAACAACAGCAACAGCAACAUUAUGAGCGACAGGGUGGCGGUGGCAGCGGUGGAGGAGGCGGCAAGAAACACCGCACCAAUUCCAAUUCGAAAGGCAAUAAGCCGCGUUUGAAGAAUAUUGGUGGCUCCUCGUCGGGCAGCGUAGACGGUGGCAACUCGAUUAGCAACAAUACAUCGGGAUUCAUAUCAAGAGUUUUCAACAACUCAGAGAACUCGAGCGAGCAAUUCACAGAUCAUGGCGGCACCGAUUUGUUCAGUUUCUUCAAAGAGACGCUCAAUAAGCAUCCAAAGGAUCGGCAUUUCCUCCUGAAAGUGGAAAAGGAUCUAACCGAAUUCGUGUUGGAAAAAAGUCGCGGUGAGUUGCGCUUCCCACCGGCUUCAUCAUACAAUCGCAUGUUGAUACAUCGCACAGCGGCCUUCUUCGGCAUGGAACACAAUGUCGACACCGAAACGCAACAGUGCGUUAUUGUGGCAGCUACGAAGAACACGCGCAUACCAGAGAUACGCUUCAAGUCGCUGGUGCGCGAUCAUCGCGACGACUCACGCAAGUCAAUACUGAAGCGCGAUACGCACAGUUUCGAUGAGGCGCGUCAGAGUAGCUACUUGUGUCCGGAUCGCGGCAGCAUGCUUGACCGCAAAGCCAAGAGCUUCGAAGAGCGCGAGGAGGAUUAUGAGCGCGCGCGCAGUCGUAUUUUCAAUCGCAGCCAAAAUGACAACGGCGACGGCAUGGACGAUGGCUACAUGAAUGUCAGCUGGACGCAGUCAGUGGAACAACAACAGCAGCAGCAGCAGCAACAACAUCGUCCACGCCCCAAUGGCAAAAUGAUGAAGAUGCAAAAUUCAAACGAAUCACGUGAUGGUCGUUCCGGUGGCGGCGCAGUUCCCAAAUCACACAAUUACAAUAAUUACGGUGGUGGCUCGACACAAGGUGGUGGCCCACCCAUGAUGCGCGGUGACUCGGCGAACUCGGCCAAAAAUGGCGGCGGUGGCGCCCGUUGUUUCUCGAAGCAGGAUUCGGCUGGCAGCACAAACACGCCAUGGCGUUUGUCACCAUCCAGCAGCGGUUAUAAAACUCAAACACAAUCGUUGUAUUCCGAUUCGGUAACACCUUCACCAAAUGGUUAUUGUAGUGAGGAUCAAGCCGCGACGGAGCCGUACAUAUUGACAACGGACAGAAUGACCGUGUGUCAUCUGCAAUCACCAGUUCACCAUAUGCCGCCACACCUGCAUCUGCAGCCGACGCUAUUGUGCAGUGCUGGCGUUAUGCCGGCGCAUUGCGCUGACGCUGCGUUGGCGCCAACGCCGACGCCAUCCCUGGAGGACGGCAUGCCGCUACCCAGGCGCGGUCUGGUGUGGGCCGUCACCGACAUUUCAAGUGUGCCCAAGGGCAGCGUGCUAAUCAAUCCGCAAACAUUGCAACCUUUUGUUAACCAAGACGGUUCAAUUUAUCACUUUGACCCGUCCAAUCUGCCACCCAACCAACAGGGCACAUACCAUCCAAAUCAGGGCAACAACACCGCCAAUUAUGCACAACAACAAUCGCCACAACAGUUGUCACAACAACAACAUCAACAAGUGCAGGAUAGCACCACAAAGAAGAAUAAAAGCACACAACAAAUGUCCACGCCUUCGCCAGCAGAAUCGCCAGCAGCUACGCCAACACCCCAAACGCAGACGCAUUGCAAGAGCGUCGCCUGCAAUGAAAACGCCGCCACCGUACCGCUGGCAGAGUCUGUGGCUGAAUCCUCCACACAAACGGUAUCCAUGUGCGGCGACGUCAACUGCGACGGCAUUGACUUGGAUAUGGCGAUCAACGCCACCGAAGAAGCAUCCACGCAAUCGGGUGCUGAUGAAUGCGACAACAACUCGGCCACGGGUUGUUUGAGCAUCACCACCACAACUUCCACCAAAAGUUAUGACCGAAUCGAGGUACAAAAGUUCAAAAAUCAAGCCACCAGUCCGAAUAUACCAGCGGAAAAGGAUGAGCUGCCGAAGCGUGAGAAUGCAACAACUUUGGAUGCGCCAAGUGUUCGUGAACAGCAGCCGACAACGGUAACACAGCCACCAGCACAACCACCACCACCCAGUCAAACGCCAACAAGUAGUGUCAAUGUGCAGGUGCAACGCGAGACGCCACAAUCGGCGCGCUCAACACCCUUCAGUACCAGCGAGUCGACGCAAGCAAAAAAUCGCGCUUCCGAAGAAUCCAAGCCCACAACGUGGACAUACACGCAAAGCUACCAGGCACCCGAUGGUUCUACAGUCUUUCACACCACCACCACACCGAGUGGUACGCCGUACUGCACCACGACAUAUCAGCAAGGGCCUGAUGGUAGCGUUUAUGCCAUUCCACAAGGCAUGGUCUAUGCCUAUCCACCGCCAGUUGUAAGCCACGCCCCACAGAAACAGUUGAAAUGUCAAUUCAAUUCGUUGUCUGUUUUACAGGAGGGCGAAGUGCAGAGCUAUUUUAUGCCUGUAUUUGAUCCGAAUCAACCGCGCACCGAUGCCACCGGUCUCAUACCAGCUGGAGCACAGGCCAUAUAUCCGGCUGCAGCGGCAGCAGGCAGUACAGCUACAAUGGUACCCGUCGCAGCCGCUUAUCCAACCGCACAAUUCGCCACGGCCAAUGGUACGCCCAUCUAUCCGAGUCAAUUGAUUUAUUCGAGUGAUCAAUUUGUAACGGGCGCAGCUACAGUCGCUGCAGCAGCACCAGCGAAUGGUCAACUGCAACAGAUACCGAUGACCACCUAUCCAAUCGGACAUCCAUAUGCCUAUAAUAGCUACUGGGGUCAACCGAUGACAUACUACGUGCCACAGCAAGCGCUCACGAACGCUGUCGCAGCAACGCCACUCCUACCAGCACCACCACAGUCACAACCACCUACAACUGCAACCGCCCAACCCGUGGCAGGACCACACAUUACUAGCGGUAUCAACAUCGCGAAUGGCCUUGUAGCAGCCACGGCGGCGGCUGGACCGUCGUCGAACGCCACCGUUGGAGCUUUAGGCAGUGGCGGUAGCAAUGUUGGUGUUAGUGGCCAUCACGUUGUUAACACCACGGCGGCUACGAACAGCUAUCAAACACACAGCGGUACAACGUAUUUCGGUACGGGGCGUGUAAAGCGGCCGACAUCUUCACAUUACACCAAUCAUCAGAGCAGCGGUCAUCAGCUGGUAACGGCCGCCAUUCCAAGCAACGGCAGUGCAACUACCACAUAUCAAUUGGGACACGCAAUGCCCACACUCACGCUGGCGCCGGCACCAGGUAGUGCAGCAGCCGCAGCGGCAGCAGCAGCAGCAGCAGCAGUGAAUACAACAACCGAUCUCAACGUUGGCAAUGGAGCGGCUCCAGCCACAGCCAUGUAUACGCUGCCCCAACAUGCGGCCCUAUUGCAUGCGAAUAUCUUUCCCUAUGCGCCUGCCACUGCUGCUGCCGCCGCCGCUGCCGCUGCAGGUGUUGCGGCCGGCACACCAUCAGUACACGCACCUGGCGUUCCGCCAACGGCUGCGCCACAAAUAGCUGCAGCUAGCAUGGCUGGCGCAGCAGCUCAUGCACAACAAACAAAUGCUGUGAUCACCCCAUUCUAUGCUCAUCACCCGCCCAUUACAGCUGCCGCACAUCCCACGCACGGCAGCUCCACCGUACACACGCCUGGACCAGCUGCCAUACCGAUUGUCGACCCCAGCACACUGACGGCCAUCUCGCAUCCAACAGCAACCGGUGCAAACAGUUCAAACAACGUGACGCCCGCCUACAGUGGCGGCGGUAGCGCUUCACAGUCCGCGCCUAGCACUCCACAUUCUGUACCUACUCAAACUGCACAGCGCAAUCCGCCACUCUUCUCCACACCGCCCAUUAUGAACUCAAAUGGCGGUAACAACAACGGUGGCUACAGUGGCAGUUCCACACCGCAGUACUACACGGUCAGCGGUGGAGCAGAUGGUGGUACAACGCUUAUGAGCAGUCCACAUGGCCACUCAUAUGUGCAACACGAAAAGCGCAACAACAAUUCAAAUAUGAGUGGCAGCAAAAAACCGCCAGCGUAUCCAAGCAAUUCAUUGAGUCGCCAGAACUCAACGUCCUACAAUGGCACCGCCAAUGGCAAACCGCCUCUACUGGGCGGCAAUAACGAUACGCGUGCCUCACCAAAUAGCGGCUACCAAGGCUCACGUCCGCAUGGCAUGAAUAAGCGGGGUGGCGGCGGUGAUAAGCCACAAACGCCAUUGCUCAGCGGUCCACCCAGUUACGGCAGCGGACCAAGCAUGUCUGCCGUAAACAGCAACAACAACAGCGGCUACCACGUACACCACAGUAACUCGCCAUCUGAUGCCAAGCCACCAAUACGCUUGAAUGCAGGCGCAGCCACGUUCCGUCAGAAAGGUAGCGGUGGUGGUAUGUCCUAUGAAUACAGGCGCAGCGCUUCACAACGUAACUCGCCAGGCACUGGCAACUCCAGCAGCAACGACAAUAGCAACAAUACAUCGCCGAAUAGUAUAGUCGGUUCGAGUGGCGGUGGUGGGGCCAACACACCCAAUUGCUAUGCCGCCACAGCAGCGAGCGGCUACAUAAACACUGGCAUCGGCAUAGCCAACAGCGGUAUGGUCGGUGGUGGUGAUCAUCAGACAGUUGCAACCGCAACCGGCACACCAUUGUACAUUACACCAGCGCGUGGCGCACACAUUCCACCACAACUGCAACACGGCGGUAUGGUGGCGGCCGCCGCUGCUGCUGGCGGCACGGCAGCCGGUCUCGCGGGCACUCAACAAGCCACGACAGCCGCGGUGUUAGGUGGUGCUGCAGCGGCGGAGGUGGCGAAUGCGGCUGCUGCCGCCGUGGCGGCGACUGUCGCGCAUCACCAGCCGCUAUUGAGCGCUUAUCAACCGGGUGCAUCGGGUGUCUACAUCAAAUACGGUCAAACCUAUUAUGCGCAUCCCUCAGUUGCCCUACCGAACAGUCGCCGAUCGCCCUCGACCGAGUUGCGGCCUGCAAUGGCGCCCGUAGCUGGCAUGUAUCCAACCAUGAUGAUACCAGCUGCUCCACGGCACACGCAAGGACGUCAUCCCAAUCCCAACUACAAAGGCAACCGGCCACGCUAGACACUGCGCUGAAUGCAAGACACUAUCCACAACAACAGCAAAACCACAAAUUCAGUGCAAGCAUGAGGACCAACGCUGCAAGCUGCUGAACUGGAGGGAUAUAUGAAAACGAUGACGCUAUACCAAAACCUAAAACUAAGUUUAAGCUAAAAAAAGUACCCUAACC
Molecule: messenger RNA, 7620 nt
Organism: Bactrocera tryoni
Lineage: Eukaryota; Metazoa; Arthropoda; Insecta; Diptera; Tephritidae
Gene: enc
Product: protein encore
Exons: 16
Coding region: 1317-7454 (2045 amino acids)
Molecular function (GO): nucleic acid binding
Source: RefSeq, a predicted model, not a curated record